Messenger RNA from Penicillium waksmanii, 960 nucleotides. RefSeq names its product RTA1 domain-containing protein. Gene Ontology annotation, cellular component: fungal-type vacuole; plasma membrane. The transcript has 2 exons. The record is from RefSeq and is a predicted model, not a curated record. Bases 1 to 960 code for a protein of 319 amino acids. Lineage: Eukaryota; Fungi; Ascomycota; Eurotiomycetes; Eurotiales; Aspergillaceae.
AUGAACCGUACCAUCACCAACACCACACUGCUUGAAAAUCCGGAGCUAUGCACGCUGGCAACAUGUCCUUUGGACCUGGCACAGGUUCAAUAUGUGCCCUCUUUAGCCGGUAAUAUGCUAUACAUCAUUAUUCUCUGUCUAGUCGCUGUUGCCCAGCUGUGGUUGGGCAUCAAGUAUAAGACAUGGACAUAUAUGGUCUCUAUGCUGUUUGGGCUCAUUAUGGAAGUUGUUGGCUACGUUGGCCGUGUCCAAAUGCAUGAUAACCCUUUCCUCUCCGAUCCGUUUUUGAUGUAUUUGACCUGUCUAACAAUUGCCCCUGCAUUCUUUGCCGCAGCAAUUUAUCUUUGCUUGUCGCGCAUUGUUGUUACUUACGGCGAGGAAAUCUCCUACCUACGACCACGUACUUACACCAUCCUCUUCAUCUCGUGUGACUUCGUGGCUCUUAUGUUACAGUCGGCGGGCGGCGGAAUCGCUUCCUCAGCAGAUAAUAAUGGUGACCAGGAACUAGGAAUCAACAUCAUGAUCGCAGGUGUCUCGUGGCAAGUCUUUAGCCUCGCGCUAUUUGGCGUGUUAUGUGCUGAGUUUGCUUUCCGCGUGCGUCGCACCUCCACAUCUAAGCGGAGCAUGAUGUUUACUGUCCUCCGAAGCACACGCUCUUUCAAGCUCUACCACAUCGCACUCGGGUGUGCAACUUUGGCUAUCUUCGUGAGAUCUGUCUUUCGCUGCGCAGAGAUGUCUGAGGGGUUUAGUGGAAAGUUGGCGAAUGAUCAAAUCACGUUCAUGAUUCUAGAAGGUGCAAUGAUCUGUCUAUCUGUUAUUUUGUUGACAGUUCUGCAUCCCGGUUUGGUUUGGAAGGGCCAGUGGCGUGAUGCAAUGUGGCAUGUCCGCUCCAGAGCAAAGACUCAGACAGAUUAUACCGCCCUAGAGAUGCAGAAUAGGAGCGCAUCCACUUCGGUGUAG